This is a messenger RNA of Dracunculus medinensis (Guinea worm), 1149 nucleotides long. The record is from the annotation of a GenBank genome assembly. Lineage: Eukaryota; Metazoa; Nematoda; Chromadorea; Rhabditida; Dracunculidae.
AUGAAAUGGAAGAUUCGUAUCACGUUUGGCGUAAUCGUUUACAUUGCCAUUCACGCUGUUGUUACGAUAGUUGAUAAUCGCCAAGUCAUUGAUAGAACUGAAAUCACAUCAAAGAAAGAAUACGAUGGACCAUUGCUAAUGAAGGAUUUUGAUAAUGAAAAUGCUCAUAUUAUCAGAUCGGCUGUCCUGAUAGAUUCAAAGUUAGCCACGUCUAACGAAGAUUCCAUACUUCUGCGAGAGAUUACAAAUAUCACUUAUAAUAUGCCUAGCAUCCCAGAAUCUUUUAUGAAGAAAUUCCGACAAUUUGCUCAAAAAAUUCAUUCGGAAUCCGAUGAUUUUCUUUUAUUUACUCUGAUAAACAAAGUGUAUUUGAAUUUGACAUUGAACUGGUUAUGCAAUGUCGCCAAAUUCAAAUCAAGAAUCCAUCAGAAAACACUGAUCGUUAGCACAGACAAAUCAACUUGUGAUAAAAUUCUCGCGAACUGGCCAACAGUAUCAUGUAUUAAUUUUGCCGUACCUUUAGGUUAUAAUUCAGUGUUGUACUGGGGACGACAAGAUUAUAUCAACCUAUUAACUUUACGGGUUCAAUUAUUAUUCGCUUUAACAGAGAUGUCUAUACCAUUCAUAUUAUUCGAAACCGAUUCUACAUGGUUCCGUGACCCCAUGCAGUUUUUUGGUAAUCAGAAGCUUGUUGAUGAUGCCGAUAUAGUAGUUCCAGUCAAAGGUUAUUUCGAUAUGGGUCAGACUAUUACAUUCGAUCCAAUGAUUGUUUAUCCAACUAAUGGAUCACAUAUUUUGUUCACCGAAUUAAAGCGAAGAUUAUUAAAAGACUCAAGACUUUUUGAUCAGGAUGUCCUUGAUGAACUUUGCCGAUAUCAAUAUAACGGUGUAAUUUGUCGGAAUUUCGAAUGGGAUGAUAUUGCUGACGGUAAAUGGUUUCGUUUAGCAGAUGCUGAGCGAGUUUCGAUUAAACCCUAUAUUGUCAAUAACAAUAAUAUUGUUGGUGUACGAGACAAGAUGAGCCGACAAGCAUUAAAUGGCUUGUGGUUUUUGACUCCUAAAGGUCACUGUGUAAUUUCUAAGGUAGAAAACGUGCUCAAAAAGCAUUCAAUUAUAGUUCAAGCUAAAAAAAAGGCGAAAGUUGAAUAA